GUUGACAAUUUCAAAAGCAACGCAGCUUAUUGAUUGGCCAAAUCGUAUCGGUAAAUGUAAACUCCGUUUUCAUUGGUCUGUGUAAGAGGAGUAUCAUUUCCGUCAAAAUGGCCACCAUGGAAGGUCCACUGAGCAAGUGGACAAAUGUUGUUAAAGGAUGGCAGUACCGCUGGUUUGUCCUGGACGAAACGGCCGGUUUACUUUCAUAUUACACUUCCAAAGACAAGAUGAAAAGAGGAUCAAGAAGGGGAUGUGUGAGACUCAAGGGUGCAGUUAUUGGAAUUGAUGAUGAAGAUGACAGCACUUUUACUAUAACAGUGGACCACAAAACUUUCCAUUUUCAAGCAAGAGAUGCAGAGGAAAGAGAAAAGUGGAUUGAGGCUCUAGAAACCACAAUUGUGCAGCAUAGUAGACAUAUUGCAGGAAGAGGCGGACAGAGUGGCCAUGUCCCGAGUGCUGUAGAUUUUGACAGGAAACUGGCCGAAACUGACGCCUACCUUCAGCUACUGAUAAGCCAGAAUGACUCGCUAACUAAGAGAAUAGAGGCGUGCGAAGACACAGCCCAGAAAGAGAAAUAUAACGUGAUAAAGGUCACUGCUGAUGCGAUGAUAGAGGCGAUCAAACAUUCUAUAGUGAUGCUGCAGAUAUCAAAGGAGACACUCAAGGAACCCCUGCUCAAUGGAGCUAUACACGGACCUGUCGGCCCUUCGUUAACUCAAGAAGCAGACUUUGACUACUUCAGUAAUUCUCCUAAACAAGCGGAAGGCCUUCCUACUGCUGGGAUUGGAAAGGGAGACAAUGAAGAGGUUGGAGCUGCUGCUGCCUUUAAUGGAGCUGUUGGGGUAUUGCCUCCCCUGGGUACUGCGGGCUUGAUGCCUGGAGAGUCAGAUGUAGACCAGAUAGUAGCAGAUGAGGGGCAACCAGUCACUAGCUACUCCAGCAGUGAGGAUGAAGAUUUCUAUGACGCUGAGGAAGAUCGCACUCCCAAGUCUAGUCCAGAUAAGAAGCUGCGCCAGCAGGCUGGGGCAGUCAAUGACGUAGAUGAGAGGGUGGAUAAACAGACAGAGGCGACAACCACGGAGGCCAGCCCCAUCCCCAUCCAGACAACAAAACAGAAGGAUGACUUUUACGACCCUCUAUACGAUACUUCAUCAGAGGAGGAGUUGGGUUCUCUGGAGAAGCAUGGCAGUGUGAUAACUCAUCUACUGUCCCAGGUCCGUAUAGGCAUGGACCUGACGAAGGUCGUCCUACCCACGUUUAUUCUGGAGAAAAAAUCUUUGCUGGAAAUGUACGCGGACUACUUUGCUCAUGCAGAUCUCUUCCUCAAAAUAGCAGAUCUUCCAACUCCGAAGGAGCGUAUAACACAGCUAGUCCGCUGGUACUUGUCGGCGUACCAUGCCAUGAGGAACUCGGACAUUGCCAAGAAACCCUACAACCCAAUACUGGGCGAGACUUUUCAGUGUUACUGGAAUGUUCCCGGGUAUGAACGGACGCAGGAAGUAGCUGAGAAUGGUCCAAAUCCCUGGGCUGACAAGAAUCAUCUGAGCUUUAUAGCGGAGCAGGUCUCACACCAUCCGCCCAUAUCUGCCUUCUAUGCUGAGCAUCCCAACAAGCGUAUAACGCUGGAUGGGUAUAUCUGGACCAAGUCCAAGUUCCUCGGCCUGUCAAUUGGUGUGCACAUGAUCGGUCAAGCAGUCAUCUCCCUACUUGACAAGGAUGAGGAAUAUGUCGUCACUUUUCCCAAUGGAUACGGCAGGUCUAUACUGACAGUACCGUGGGUGGAGUUAGGGGGAAAUGUGACUGUCUCUUGUGCAAAGACUGGCUACAGUGCUACGAUAGACUUCCUCACCCGGCCAUUCUACGGAGGCAAGAAACACCGCGUCUCCGGCAGCAUAUUGGCACCAAAUGAUAAAAAACCUUUCUGUACGCUGGAAGGAGAAUGGAACACUACUAUAUGGGCUAAAUACAAUACAGGGAUGAAUGAAGCAUUUAUAGACACAAAGAAAAUGCCCAUCAUUAGAAAACAGGUCAGACCAAGGGAGCUACAGGGGGCGUUUGAAUCCAGAAAACUUUGGGAGGAGGUUACAAUGAACCUGAGAGCUGGGAAUGUGGAAAAGGCUACAGAACACAAGCAGUUUUUGGAACAACGACAGAGAGAGGAGGCAAAGGAUCGCAAGGAUAAAGGUCUCAAUGUGGAAACCAAGCAUUUCCAUGAGGAGGGUGAACACUGGGUGUACGACCGGCCACUCGUGAAACGGUUAAAAUCGGGCAGCAGUACAUCGACAGCUAGUUGAGAUACCUGAGGUUUAAGUCCCGGAAAAAAAUUCAAGUGUUCAACACGUACCUCAUACGAAUCAUACUGUGCACAAAACUCAUAAACAACUGUGAUAACAUUGAUGAGUGAUUACUUAAAUUACUAGUGUUGAAAUGAGAGGCUUGAAUCAUGUAUAUGGUGUUGGAUAUGAUGCGACUCCGAGCUGCCUUUGUUCGAAUAUUCAUAACUGAAUAUUCAAUGAAAAAAUAUGAGAAAGCACUAGAAAAUAACAAACCCAUGGUCGUCCAUUAAAAUGGUACAUUUAAUGAAUUCAUUCAACAUUAUUCUAAAUUACAGAAGGCCGACAUUAUCCAGUUUUUUGUGAUGUCAAUUAUUAAACUUGGAAUAGGUUUAUUAUUACUUUGUUUAUGAAUUGAAUUUAAGCCCAAACUUGAGACAAAAUUCUGGCCUACGCACAAAUCAUGUGUUUGUUGGUGUAAUAGAAUUUGAUUAACACUUUCUCCAUACAUUAUUCAAUAUGAAAUGAUUUCAAUGUAUGGGUAAUAGCAUAGUGUUUUUAACAUGCUCCAGAUUUUAAGUGUGAUUAAGGAUUUAUAUAUUCUUCUAUUAUAUUUCAAACAUAUUUUGAAAGGUGCAUAAUGAAGUGUGAUGAUAUCUCGUUCUUUAUCUGUCAUGGAUAUAAAAUGAAGUGAUGUUCCACCGAUAAGAGGAUUUAGCUACGCCCACACAUGUGUAUCAGUGUGCUUCCACUUUGGUUGAAUAGCACAUGUCCCUCCUUAGAGCAGAUUGCAAGAACUGUUUUUGUAGCAUCUUUAGGCACUAUUUAAUGGAAUAUCUUGUUAUCCUUUCAAAAAAAUUGAGGUAGAAAUCAUGUGUAACAACAGCCCAAUUGGAUAUUAAGUAUAGGAGGAUGCUAAAAUGGAUAUUUGAAUAUGUUGGAUAAAGUUGGAUUUCUCUUUGAAAUUCUUGAAAAAUGUUGGACAACUUUUUUCUUGGAAAAAAAAUACAAAGGUGCUUCCAUCAUUCUACUUUCAAAUUAUUUAUCAACUAUUAUAGCAGCAAACAUUAAAUUAAGACUUUGAUGAACACGCCCGAAUUCUUACAUUUAUUAAGUCCUGCUAACUGGAGCAAGCCAGUAUUGAUUUAGAUAACUGUCUUAGCACAAUAUUUGACAGAAUAUACUCUGUGUUCUUGGUUCUAGAAUUUGGAGGUCAUAGUGUAACCUAGAAAUGGUUUUUACUAACACUACUGACUUUAAAUACAUGAACAGUCGAUCUGCGUUGGCUCGACCUCGCUUGGCUUGAAUUCCUCGUUGGCUCUAAAUUGAUGUGAAGGACCGAUUUCUUAAUAUUGGUUUGGUUUAUACUAAUUUAUUUUAGCUCGAUUGAGACGAAAGCUGAUAGCUUAUAAGACCACUCUCGAGUCCGUUUCCUGGGCAGAAGCCAGUACUGUGUCCUUUUUGAGAGGCCAUGAGAAAGUACCCCUAGUGGGGAUCGAACCCACAACCUCUUGGAUGAGAGGCGGACACCUGUACCACUAGACCACUCUCACCUCUUAAUAUUGAAUGUAAACAUUCCAGCUUGGCUCGAAUGUACCAAGGCUUGAAGUAUUUUUGCUGGUCCCUAGGAAUUUGACCCAACGGGGUUCGACUGUACAAGGAUAUACUGGCAAAAUUUGUCUCAUUUUCCUGAUUUUAUUUGGUUUAAAUUCUGCUGCCUCAAAUGUAUACAUAGUCUUGUAUUGACCAUGCCAAAUUGAUUCUGUGUUUAGCAUCAGGUUAUAAUUUAUAAACCUAUCUACUUGGCAGGAUGAAAGAAAGUCUUUUUCUCUAUUUUGCCUGAUUGUGCUAAACACAGAAUCAGUUUGGCCUGGCCGUAUUGGAAAUGUAUUGGUCAUUUGAAGAGUUUGUUUUUACAGUUAGGAAGAAUGCUAAGUGAGGUUUCAUGAAUAUCAUUUUUUUGUGCAAUAAACAGAAGAAAAAUGUGUAAUAACCUGGAAAAUGUCUUACAAAUUAAUCUCCAUAUCAUGUGCAUCAGUAAUGAGUGCAACAAGUUGUCAGGAAUCUAUGUAUACAAUGCUCUCACAUGGUAUUAGAAUGGUUUACUUUUUAAAAUUAUAGGAAGUUGUGUUGUUUUGAAAAAUGAUAAAAUGUAAGUGCUAUGUACAUGUACAUGUAUGAUUAAGUGCAAUUUUGAUGUCUUCUUUGCCUUAUAGAAUUCUCAUUGACUUCAGGCCCUACCAAAUUGGUUCGAUGUUAAGCGUCAGGAUCAAAUUACAAUACAUACCCUCACAGCAGAAAAAAACCCUUAAAAAAACAUAGAUAAAGCAACAAAUCUUACACUCUAUUCAACAAUAACCCUUGACCUCAGAAUUCUUCCAUGAGAAUCAUAAAGAAGUAUAAUAUACAUUUGGAGGUCAUUAAGAAAAUUGGUCUUGCCGCGAUAUAUGAUAAAUUUCUUGACUCACAUUAUUGUUAUUUUAAUUUGUAAACGCUCUAUUAUACUAUUUUUACCUGCUUUAUUCAAAUUUUGGUAAAUGUUUUAUCUUUUCUGAAGGUUAAGAAUCUACGCUCUCUGACCAAUCAAUUCGGCAUGGCCUUGUCUAUGUUUUUGUAGUCUAUGUUCUUCUUGAAGCUCAAAAUAUUCCAGAGCUGUGAGUACAGUUUAUGAUGUUUUUGCUUUUAGAAAGCUAGAGCUUAUUGCUAUAAAUUGAAGUAUACAGAAUGAAGUUGUAUUUUUGUUUAUUUAGACUAGAAUGCAUAAUAUAUUAUAUUAUUGCUUUUUCGAUUAUUCAGAAUACAAUCAGAUUAUGUAGUGUUAAGUUUAAGAUAUAUUUUGUGUUUAAAAUGAUCAUAUAUCAAGAUUUUACACAUGUUAUUUACGAAAAAAACUUGAUCUGAAGUAGUAGUUUUCAAUAAUGUUCGAAAAAAAUCGAGUUAUUGUGAAAGCCUUGGUGUUGUUCUUGUCAUCAGUGAUCAGUGGCAUGCAAAACUUGUAACUUUAAAUCAAGUAUAAGAGUUCAACAUAUUCACAUGAAACUUAAUAGGCAUGUUUUCAGUGCACACUCUUCAUAUUGUAAGGAUAACUCUGGUGUGGUUAUUGAUGAGUUAUGUCCCUUCUUUGACUGAGAAAACACCUCAGAUGAACGUUGCUUCAGCUCACAGGGCUCUUGUUAAAAAUUAUAUUGUUAAAGUUUACUUUGACUUUUAUGUAAAUUCAUUAAUACUUUCUUCUUAAUGGGUGGGAUUGGUCUUUUUAUUUCAUUAUUUCAAGUUAAUUUGGUAUUGCUGGAUUGAUCAUUAUAAAUCAUGUUAUAGAUAUGAUAAAGUUACUUAUGAAAAUAUGCACACAAUAAAUUGAAACCAUG
Molecule: messenger RNA, 5641 nt
Organism: Mya arenaria
Lineage: Eukaryota; Metazoa; Mollusca; Bivalvia; Myida; Myidae
Product: oxysterol-binding protein-related protein 9-like
Exons: 18
Coding region: 108-2294 (728 amino acids)
Cellular component (GO): intracellular membrane-bounded organelle; membrane; cytosol
Molecular function (GO): sterol binding
Source: RefSeq, a predicted model, not a curated record